AUGUCUCAAACCGGGCUCCAGAUAUCCGUACGGGCUUAUAUCAAACCAUUGAAACAAUAUUUAUUCUUGGAUAAAAAGGCUUAUGCAGCCCAACAACAGACGUCACAUGAGUAUCACGUGUGCAUGACCAUCGAACUCACUAUCCACAAACCCCCCAUUAAAACACGAGACACAACCAAACAACACAAGCGCAUCAUAACUAAUCAACAAAACCAAAAAUCACGCCUGCUGCACCUCAACCGGUCGAACCACGGGUUCCCUUCACACUCCUUCUCCGGAAUCCUCCUCAACGCCCUCCAAACCGCACUAUUACACUUAAAACCCGACCCAAAAGCAAUCUGCCACACCCUAUCCCCUUUCCCCACCCGCCCCUUGGCCUCCACAUAUGCCAGCUCGUACCACAACGAGCUACUCGACGUGUUCCCAAACCUAUGCAGAGUCAUCCUCGACGGCUCCAUGUCCCGCUCACUCAACCCAAGAUUCUCCUGCACAGCAUCAAGUACUGCCCGUCCACCAGCGUGCACACAGAAGUGCUCGAACGCAAGCCUGAAGUCCGGUAUAUACGGCCUCACACGAGCCCCCACCACUUUCCUCCUCACUAAAGUCAACAAGAAAGUCAACUGCUCGGACCACGGGAGGACGAGCGGGCCUAGGGUGGGCGUCACCAGCCACUGCCAUGAGCCCACGGGCCAGGCUAACUCCCACGAGCCCGCUCUCGUCCUCUUUCUGCUGCCUGGAUCUGACCCGCGGUGUGUGCGGACGGUGUGGACGAGCCCGUACUUGGCACGGGCCCGAUCCUGGGCCCGGUUCGAGAGGAGAACGGCGGCCCCGCCCAUUCGGAAGAUGCAGUUGCAGAGGAGCAUGGAGCGGUCGUUGCCGAAGUACCAGUUGAGGGUGAUGUUCUCGGUGCUGAGGACGAGGGCGCGAGUGUUGGGGGUGGUCUGGAGGAGCUGUCGGGCCAGGUCGAUUGAGAUGAGGCCCGCGCUGCAGCCCAUUCCGCCCAGAUUGAAGCUUUUGAUGUCUCUUGUAGUGGUUGACGAUCAUGGAGGAGAGGGAGGGGGUUGGGUUGAAGAGGCUGCAGUUGACGAUGAGAAUGCCGAUUUCGUCGGGCCGGGCCCCUGUUUUCCGGAAAAGGGAGUCGAGGGCGCCGAACAUGACGGACUCGGCCUCGGCGCGGGCGGCCUUGAGGGAGAGGUCGGGAGGGGUGCAGGUUAUGCCACAGGGGAAGUAGGUCUCGUCGCCAAGGCCAGAUCUGCGAGCGAUUUUCUCCUGGAACCGGACCGAUUCUUCCGAGAAACCGCCGGUUCGCUCGGUCAUCUUGAGGAACCCCUCGACCGAGAGCUUCCGCUCGUUUUCCGGCGAAGUCGAGUAAACGGGGCGGGGCUUCUUGGUCCAGUAGAUGGCGAGGAGGAAGAUGAGGGUGAAGGAGCCGACAAGGACGGUGGCGGUGUCCAGGAGGAGAGCCGUCUGGGCCACGCGCAGGUAGUUGUCGGAGAAGAGGGCGGGGACGUCGAGGCGGAGGACCAGGCGCGUGAGUUGCACGCACGUGGCGGCGAACAGCGGCAGGCCGGCGAGGAGGAUGAGGGCGGUGGCCGGGUUGCACGAGUAGCCGUACCCGAGCUUCACGUACUUGAGCUUCACCGACUGGAGGAAAUCGGGGAGCCUCCGCCGGAUUUUGAUGACGCCCGACGAGGAGUCCUCGGAUAUGGCCACCUCGGCGAGUAG
Molecule: messenger RNA, 1725 nt
Organism: Striga asiatica
Lineage: Eukaryota; Viridiplantae; Streptophyta; Magnoliopsida; Lamiales; Orobanchaceae
Source: the annotation of a GenBank genome assembly